Molecule: messenger RNA, 1408 nt
Organism: Pistacia vera
Lineage: Eukaryota; Viridiplantae; Streptophyta; Magnoliopsida; Sapindales; Anacardiaceae
Exons: 1
Coding region: 93-1310 (405 amino acids)
Biological process (GO): chloroplast organization; regulation of DNA-templated transcription
Cellular component (GO): chloroplast
Molecular function (GO): double-stranded DNA binding
Source: RefSeq, a predicted model, not a curated record
UUGAAACCCAGCAAAGCAUACUAUCCACAGCCUCGACCACGGCGGGUUUUGUAUUGACAUAAGUGGGCAGGGCAACCGUUAUUUUCGUGGAUAUGGCACUUAUCAAUAAUCUUCGCGGUUUAAGAUUAGUCUAUCCAGCAAUCCCCGGUGGUAUUCUCUUCCCCAAAACCCUUACAAACUUCAGAGCUAAUUUUAAACCCUAUUUCGUUUCAUCUCCUCAUAAAACCAUUAUCAUCAGUGCCGAAAUCUCUGCAAAGCCGUCGCCAGCACAACAACAACAACAAAACUCUUUCACUGUCAGUUACCUCAUAAACUCAUGUGGGUUGUCCCCAGAAGCUUCAAUCUCAGCUUCACAAAAACUACAGCUUCGAUCCCGUGAGAGACCAGACGCCGUUUUGGCCCUUUUAAGAGAUUAUGGAUUCUCAAAAACUCAGAUCUCUAAGCUUAUUAGAAAACGCCCUCGGCUUCUUUUAGCCGAUACUCAGAAAACCCUUUUGCCUAAACUAGAGUUUUUUCAUUCAAUAGGUGUUUCACAAUCUGAUCUUACUAGAACACUUUCUUCUGACGUCACACUAUUGACUAGAAGCUUAGAGAACCAAAUUAUACCUUCUUAUAACUUCCUCAGGAGUGUUUUAUUAUCCGAUGAAAAGAUUGUUUCUGCUUUAAAGCGCACAACUUGGAUUUUUCAUGAAGAUUAUUCCAAGAGUCUGUUACCUAAUGUUGGGUUUUUGAGUGAACUAGGGGUGCCACAGAAGUGUAUAGCAUUGUUAUUGACUCAUUUUCCAGAGGCUGUGAUGCAAAGACAUGAAGAGUUUUGUAAAACUGUGAGAGAGGUUAAGGAAAUGGGGUUUGAUACCCAGAAAACAACAUUUGUGUUAGCAGUACAUGUGAUUUCUGGGAAGGGUAAUAAGUCGAUACGGAAACGGUGUAUUGAGGCGUACAAGAGUUGGGGUUGGUCUGAAGACAUGAUUCUAGCAGCAUUUAGGAAGCACCCGCAUUGUAUGAUUUUGUCAGAGAAGAAAAUCAUGAGAAGCAUGGAUUUUUUUGUGAACAAGAUGGGGUUGCCAUCAGGAAUGAUUGCGGAAUGUCCGGUGGUGUUGUUUUUUAGCAUGGAGAAGAGAAUUAUCCCUAGAUGUUCAGUUAUUGAAGUUUUGUUGUCCAAGGGAUUGAUAAAGGAUAUAAGGUUAAGUACUGUGUUACUGCCUGCGGAGAAGUGCUACUUGGAGAGGUUUGUGAUGAAAUAUAAGGAGGAAGUGCCUGAAUUGAUGAGUGUUUAUAGAGGGAAGGUAGACUCUCGAGGUUUGAUGUGAAUUUGUUGAAACGAGGGAAGAGUUGUUUGUUUUUGUGCAUUUCAUUGUUACUUAAACUUGUUGGAAUAGAUGUAAAAUAUGUUUUUAAGUUAAUGAUA